Messenger RNA from Penicillium egyptiacum, 1719 nucleotides. Lineage: Eukaryota; Fungi; Ascomycota; Eurotiomycetes; Eurotiales; Aspergillaceae. The record is from the annotation of a GenBank genome assembly.
AUGGUGAAUAUUCGGCAAUUCUGGCUGUCUUCCAGCCUGAUCCUGUCCCUUCUCGCUCAGCAAGGGUUGUCUAUGGUCUUUGAAGAGACGGUGGCCCCUGAUACCGUUAACCCCAUUCACGAGAGAGGAGACCCAUCGAACGAAGAUGCUGCCUAUUCGGUUUUUGAUCGACUGAGCAAAGACUCUUACUACUGGAGCGCUUCUCAAAAUGGUCAUAAGACGCUGGCGAACCUCACAGUCGACGUCGGCGACGACGAAGCAAAUAUCGUCUCCAUGGAGAAGUUUCGACACCUGCUGAAAUCCGUUGACUGUACCGAUAACGGCAUGGUCGUGGAGUUUGAAGAUACUCGUGCGUUCGGAUACACUCAGCGUGGAUGGCAGUGGGUCAAUGAUGACGAUGAUCGUAAAUUGGUCCUUGUGAUGGGCACUAAGCAGUGUGGCUGGAACUCUCACAGGACGCCAUUUAUUGUCUCGUCAAUUGUGUUCGACAAGCCAUCACUAAAGGCCAAGUUGAGCGGCGUGGCGUCGGAUUGGAAAAGGCUCUUCCGUAACUACGAGGUCACGGUGGGCAAGGCUCCAGAAUCAUCCACAAGCAGGCGAGACUGGGACUCGGAUGCUUCCCUAAGCUUCAACCACAAAAUACCUCUCAGCCAAUCGAUACCUAUUCCCGGCGGGGAUCUCUCCGUGGACAUUUCAUGUGAGGGGUGUGAAACAAAAGGAUCGUUCGAUUUUGGUGUCCAUAUCAAGACAACCUAUGGCACCCCAGAGUCUGCCUCGAUAACACUCUCGCCCAAUGGCGUCUCUGCAAGCUUGACGCCACGCCUAGGACUGAGUGGGAACAUGACAAAUGAGAUCACCGACGAGUUCGAGCUCAUAAAGAUCCCUGUCCAGGGCAUCUCAAUCCCAGGCGGUGUUCUUGAGCUUGGCCCGGAAAUUGUCUUUAGCUUUGGGUAUCAAAUUGGCCCUGUCAAAGGCUCCGCAGGUAUUACAUCCGGUGUGACUCUCAGUCUAGAGGACUCCGCAGAGCUCGAAAUUGAUUUUCUGUCUCCGGACGUGUCCGCUGGCGGGUGGACUCCACAAGUUGAGACUCAGCCGAUGAAGAUCGAUGCUAAGAUCGAGGCGGGGGCUGAGAUUUACACCAAAGCAGAGGUUCAAUUCUCUGCGUCGAUUCUUGACCAGGGCUAUGAAGCCGGUGUCAAUCUAAAACCCUACCUCGGAGCCAAUAUAGCAGUCUCUACCGACAAGGGCUUGGGAGUCGAUGUAAAUCUGGGAGCCGAUCUUGGAGCUCAUAUUGCGGCUGGCGGUAAGUUAAUUCUCAAUAAUGGGUUUGAGUAUUCCCUGACGAAGUUAGGCACUAAGGCUUGCGUUACCCCGAGGGCUGGAGUCAGCCUUAACGUGGAUAUUGCGGAGGUUGAUACACCUGAAGACCCCGUUCUGGAGAAGACAAUUGCGGAGGUCACUGCGCCAAUGUCACCGUCUUGUUUCAAUUUUGGCCCGGGCGGUUCCGUAAGCCUAGGGGCUGGCAAAAAUAAGCCAACUUCAACCAGAAAGGCUCCUAUUUCCUCGGUCAAAUAUACACCCACUCCUUCAACUACACAAGACACCCCGUCAAACCCCACCACCACCUCAUCUUCGACACCACAACCAUCGUCCACUACCCUGGCCCCGUCUCACCGCAGACGAAGCCACCUACGGUAUCAUGCGAUGCGAGGACACUGA